Messenger RNA from Piliocolobus tephrosceles (Ugandan red Colobus), 474 nucleotides. RefSeq lists its product as uncharacterized. The record is from RefSeq and is a predicted model, not a curated record. Lineage: Eukaryota; Metazoa; Chordata; Mammalia; Primates; Cercopithecidae.
AUGGACUUGGCUUCAGAAAUCACUUUUGUAACACCAGUCAGCAGCCUGUGGAGCUCUAGGCUGCCUGCCGGCUGCCCAGCCCCCAGCAUUGUUGCACGUGGCUUUGAAACGCACAGCGCAGCUCGUGUGGCCCAGGGGCACCUGCUGCUACCCUGCCUGCCGGCUCUGCCCCAGAUGCUGGUCCUCGCUGGUCUCCGGGACCUCUCCCGGCACGGCUCCACCUCCUCCCUGAGGUCACUGUCCAGGCCUGUUUCAACUAGGCCCUGCAAGCCCUCCUUCCCUGCCUCCUGUUUGGGUGAAACUUCGAGCAUCUCUAUUAACUUAGUUGGUAGCUCCGGUCCCCUGCAGUCGCCGGGGGCCCAGAGGGACACACAGAGGGAGAACACCUGCCUGGGUCCCUCCUGGCCGCCUCGCCGUCGGAGGUGGGAUGGGGAGCUCAGCGUCAGCCACAGUGCACAAGGUGAAGAGUUUUGA